AUGGGUGGCGGAAUACCCCAAACUAUAAUGACAGAUCAAGCUCCUGUCAUUGCUGCUGCUAUUAGGGAUGUGUUUCCGGGUGUUAGGCACCGUUUGUGUACAUGGCAUCUUGGAGAGAAUUCAAAGAAGAAUAUUGCUACUUUUCCUGAGUUGUUUAGUUAUCUUCUGAAGUACUGUGAUACUGUUGCUGAGUUUGAACAUUAUUGGCCAAGAUUCAUUAAACACUAUAAGUGUGAGAAGAAUGUAUGGUUGAAUAAUUUGUAUGUGAUUAGAGAGCAUUGUUGCCGUGCGUAUUCUAAGGAUUCUUUCUCCGGUGGAGCUUUGUCUUCUCAAAGGAGAGAAUCGACUAAUAAUUCUAUUAAAGAUAGAUGUUAUAUCUGCAUGGCGAAGCAAAGAAAAGAAAAUCACCAUGAUUAUCGUGUAUUGAGGGGCAAUCGGCAUAUGGAUGCUGCCAAUGUAAGUAUACUUGUGCAUGCAAGGAAGGUGUACACUAGUUAUCUAUAUAUGAAGUUUGAGGAGCAAUUUCUGAAAGGAAUUUCAUUGAAUCAGGAACGUACAUUUGAAGAUGCAGAAAAAGUUGUUUAUCUGUUAUGGAAGCCUGCUAUAGCUGAUUUGAUAAGGCAUGAGAUUAUGUUUAACAAAAUUACAUUUGAGUCCAAUUGUACAUGCAAGCAUAUUUAUGAAAGGUGGACGAAAGAAGCUAUGUGCAGUGCUGUUGUGGAUGAACAAUCCUCCAAAGCAAAUGUUGUUCCCGCUUCUGUUUGGAGAUUCCAAACUAUGAGGAAGUUUAUUCGUUUUGUUACAUCUUGUCAAGAUUUCCUUGAAGUUAGAGUAGAAAUCGAUACUGCAUUUGAUUUGUUAAGGCAAAAGGUUGAGACUGUUAGGGGUGCUAUUGAUUUUGCAGAGCCGAUUGAGGGCAUUGAUGUUCCUGGUCACGAUGGAAAGGAUGGUCCAUCCAUUAAAGAUCCAAAAAAGGUGAGACAAACGAGAGGCCUAAGGAUAUUGUUGAGAAGGAGUGUAACAAAAAGAAGGCUUGGAGGAAAUGUGCUGAAAAACAUGCUGAAACUGUUAAAGCUAAAGCGAGUUUUACCUAGUUUUCAGCUAAAAUAUAUCCCCCCAAGUUAA
This is a messenger RNA of Spinacia oleracea (spinach), 1125 nucleotides long. Its product is annotated as protein FAR1-RELATED SEQUENCE 5-like. Bases 1 to 1125 code for a protein of 374 amino acids. The transcript has 4 exons. Lineage: Eukaryota; Viridiplantae; Streptophyta; Magnoliopsida; Caryophyllales; Amaranthaceae. The record is from RefSeq and is a predicted model, not a curated record.